UUCUUCUUCUUCUUCUUUAUCUUAUUAUUAUUAUUAUUAUUAUUUUUUUAUCUGGUGAUCCUUGGUUAAUACUUACUGAUACUUUCCCAGUGAAAUUCUACAUUUUUUUUUGGAGCUGUUUCUAGUUGGGUUUGUAGCCUCUGCGCUUUGUUUUUCCUCAGUCUGAUUUUACAGUUUUUGUGGGGUUCAAUAUUUUGAUAUCUAUUGUAUUUUAUUGAUAUGUAGGAACAUAUAUAAAGCUCUAUGCUUUUCUUGUGGGUGCUUAAUGUUUCUUUAUGAUCUUCUGUUUUCUUUUCCAGAUUGUCUGAAGUUGUUGAUAUUGAAUUUCUUUUCUCUGUGUGUUUUAUGUAUUAAAUUUAGCACCUUGGGUGUUCUAGUGAGCGUUCAUUUUGAAAGAGAAGUUGCAAUCUUUUCCCCUGUGCAUUGUACCCAUUUUGUUCAUUUCCUUGCCGUUUGGUGUUUAAUAUAAUAAAGUUGGUCCUUUUUACUUUCUUUGUUUUUAGCUGAGCCAACUUUUCAAUAACCCCAGUAGAAAUUGGAUGGGCAAGAGUUGGCUAGAUUAAUAUACGUGGAGGCUUGGAGUUGUUAUACAUUUCGAACAGUUCAAAUUGGGCAAACUAGCUUUUGGUGCCUCUUUGUACGGUUCUUUUGGCUGGUAGACUAGACGCGUGUAUUUUUUGAUUUAGACGUUAUCAAACAGGCUUCAGAUAUGUUGAGCCACUUUUUUGAGGACAACUUUUUAACAGUCCAGGUUUCAGAACAAUCAUGUUUUCCUUAUUUAGGUUCUAAUUCCUAUUUUCCCGUAUCAAUUUUAAAACCUUAAGAACAUGAGCCCACAUGCAUACAUCUCUAAGACUCUUAUUUGACAUUGAUGAUUAGCUCUGGAAGCAUCAACCUUGCAGUUAGCUGUCUAGAUUGUGCUCACAGGUUUCUUUCUGACUUCUAGAGUUCCCUUUAUUUGGAAUUUUUGAGUGUCUUUCCCGUUUGUCCUCUGUGAUGGCCGUAUAUGAAUAUAUGGCAAGUACAAUCUGAUUUUUCUUUGUGGGGUUAAAGCAACAGCAAUGCUGUUUUAGUUAUCAUCUUUAAAUUAAUAAUAUAUGUAGCUACAUCAACUGGACCUCAUCUAGUUACAAGCCCAUGCCAUAACUAGACAUUUGGUACUGUUGCUGAAAGAUUCGCUUAUAGUUAGCUGUAGUCUAACUCGUCUAACUCCUUGGCGUGUAUAAGCUUUUUCAUAUCUUUAAUUUUAUUAUGACUUUUCCAGUUACAGACUCUGAGAAGGAAGACUGAUAGAAAGUCAGAUGGAGCAGUAUGAAAUUCUGGAGCAGAUUGGGAAAGGUUCUUUUGGCUCUGCUCUUCUUGUAAGGCAUAAGCAUGAAAAAAAGAAGUAUGUCCUGAAGAAGAUCCGCCUGGCUCGCCAAACUGAUAGAACCCGCAGAUCUGCCCACCAGGAGAUGGAGCUUAUUUCAAAAGUAAGAAAUCCAUUUAUUGUAGAGUAUAAAGAUUCGUGGGUAGAAAAGGGCUGUUUUGUAUGCAUUAUUAUAGGAUAUUGUGAAGGGGGAGACAUGGCAGAAGCUAUAAAAAGGGCCAAUGGGGUUCAUUUUCCUGAAGAGAAACUUUGCAAGUGGCUGGUUCAACUCCUGAUGGCACUUGAUUAUUUGCAUGCUAACCAUAUUCUUCAUCGUGAUGUCAAGUGUUCAAAUAUAUUUUUGACAAGGGAUCAAGACAUUCGAUUAGGUGAUUUUGGCCUUGCCAAAAUGUUGACUUCUGAUGAUCUUGCUUCCUCUGUUGUGGGAACUCCUAGUUAUAUGUGUCCUGAACUUCUUGCUGAUAUACCUUAUGGUUCCAAGUCUGACAUUUGGUCUUUAGGAUGCUGUAUUUAUGAAAUGGCCGCUCACAAGCCUGCAUUUAAAGCCUUUGAUAUGCAAGCUCUAAUCAACAAAAUAAAUAAGUCUAUAGUAGCUCCACUUCCAACCAUGUACUCUGGUCCAUUUCGAAGUCUCAUCAAAAGCAUGCUUCGAAAAAAUCCAGAACUUAGACCCAGUGCUUCCGAGUUACUUGGUCAACCACAUCUUCGCCCCUAUGUCCUUAAAAUUCAUCUAAAAUUAAACAGCCCCAGAAGAAACACAUUUCCUGUAUGGUCCGAGUCCAACUAUGUAAGGAAAACAAGGUUUUUGGAGCCAGACGAUGUUUCCAUUCAUACUGUCGGUGAGAAAAGACAGUCAUUCAGCAAUGACAGGACCUUAAAUCCUAGUAUAUCUGGAACUGAACGAGACUCACCUUGUUUUAACAAGAGGACACGAGACUUCCCAGGUUGUCUGCAUCAUAAGGUUGCAGAGUUAUGUAUUAGCAGUGUUGAAGAAUAUGAUGUUGAAAAGACAGUCGCCACAAAGAUUUCAACCGGUGUCAAAACUCCAAGACCAACACCAGCAAAAGCUUCUUUUACUCCCAGGAGACAGAUAACACCAUCUGGAAUUCCUCAUAACGGCUCAAAACGUGAUUCACUUCCUAUUUCAUAUAUUCCAUCAAGAAAAUCUUCCCAGAUAGAACGAAGAGCAUCUCUUCCACUGUCAGUAAGAGCAGCUGCUCCAGAUACUCCAUUAGGUCUCCUUCGGAGCAUGGAGUCUCCUCAUAUCUCUGUCAAUGCCCCGCGAAUUGAUAAGAUUGCUGAAUUCCCCUUAGCAUCUUCUGAAGACCCCCUCUUUCCUGUCCGUAAAACUUCACCAUCAGCACAAUGCUCAUCUUCUUCACCAGUCAGUGUGGACGGGUCCAUAACAAAGGACAAGUGCAUGGUUCAGGUUGUGGAAACAGUCGCCUCCAAACCCAGCUUCACGGAUGCAAACCGUGUAGUAGCUCCACAAAAUGGCAGCCACUCCUCCGAACAUAAUCCUACUGCAGCUCCAUCGAGCCGUUCAUCUUCAGAGUCACAGCAUCAGCGUCGGUUCGACACAUCAUCGUACCAGCAACGUGCGGAGGCAUUGGAAGGUCUGCUAGAGUUCAGUGCACGUCUGUUGCAACAGGAAAGGUUUGAAGAGCUUGGAGUGUUGUUGAAGCCAUUCGGACCCGAGAAGGUGUCACCGAGGGAAACAGCGAUUUGGUUGACUAAGAGCUUUAAAGAGACCGCUGUGUAGAGAACCAAAAAUAAGAAAAAAAGUCUCUUGACAUUGUGUGAUUUGUCUAACGUUGUACAUAAAUGGAACCUUGUAAAUUAAAAUCCUCUUCCAUACUCAGAAGGAGGAUUUGACUGGGGACUUAAAUUAUUGUGUCUAAAACUCUUUGUUUGGAAAUUAAUUACACAAUCACGCCCAUUUAUUUGCGGUUUGGUGUUUGCA
Messenger RNA from Ziziphus jujuba (common jujube), 3332 nucleotides. RefSeq names its product serine/threonine-protein kinase Nek2. The transcript is spliced from 14 exons. Gene Ontology annotation, biological process: protein phosphorylation. Gene Ontology annotation, molecular function: protein kinase activity; ATP binding. Bases 1302 to 3131 code for a protein of 609 amino acids. NCBI's taxonomy places the organism in Eukaryota, Viridiplantae, Streptophyta, Magnoliopsida, Rosales, Rhamnaceae. The record is from RefSeq and is a predicted model, not a curated record.